AUGACUAUCGACGAUAGCCUGCAGACCACCACCUCGAUCGAUCAAGCGGAGCUGGAGCGCAGGGUUGCCCACAUCUAUGCAACAGAAUAUGCAGAUGGUGACGAGGAGGGCCUGUCACUGAAUCCGCAGCAGCACAUCAAGUACUUGUAUGGUGGCCUGGGCCAGCUGCCCUCGGGGUUCAUUUCCCUGGACGCCUCCCGCACCUGGAUCUGCUAUUGGGUCACCCACAGGUGCCGUCCGGCGCUGCUUGGGGGCCCCGUGCCCCAGGCGCCCGACAGGGACAGCAUCAUCGCCUUCAUCGCUAGCUGCCAGCACCCUGAGGGCGGUUUUGGCGGAGGUCCAUACCAGCUCGCGCACCUGGCGCCCACAUACGCAGCAACUGUGUGUUUACAACUUGCCUGCGUUCCCCCUCCUGCCCGAGCUGCAGUUGUGGACCGCCCCAAGCUGCUCUCCUUCCUGCUGCGCAUGUGUGUGCCGGCAGAGCAGGGUGGCGGCAUGACCAUGCAUGAAGCAGGCGGCGAGGUGGAUGUACGGGGCUGCUACUGCGCGCUGGCGGCCUGUGAGAUGCUGCUUCUAGACAAGAGUGCUGUGGCUGACGCAUGUGGCAUGGUCGACUACAUCUGCCGCUGCCAGUCGCAUGAGGGGGGCAUUGGGGGCGAGCCCUGGAAUGAGGCGCACGGCGGCUACACCUUCUGUGGGCUGGCUGCUGCGGCACUGCUGGGGAAAGCGCAUGCCUUGGACCUGGAUCGGCUGCUGCGCUGGGCAGUGCGCUGCCAGGGGCAGGUGGAGGGCGGCUUUAUGGGGCGCACAAACAAGCUUGUGGACGGGUGCUACAGCUUCUGGCAGGGCGGCGUGUUCCCACUGCUGGUGGCGCUGUUGAAGGAGCAGCAGGGCGCAGCAGCCCUGGAGGGGCUGCCGCUGCUGUACGAUGCGGCAGCGUUGCAGCUGUGGCUGCUCAAGUGCUGCCAAAUGCCGAGGGGCGGCCUGCGUGACAAGCCAGGCAAACCAGCGGACUACUACCACACCUGCUACUGCCUCAGCGGCCUGAGUUGCAGCCAACAUUACAGCGGCAUUGUGCUAGGAGGAGCGCAGGUGAGGGAUGGUAGCAUGGGAGUGCACCGCACGAUGCAUGGCAUGUUGUGCGUGUCUGCUGCAUGGCAACAUGCUUUCCCUGUCCCAAUGCAACAUACUUUCCCUGUCCCAAUGCCUUCAGACAUGCCUUUUAAAACUGCAUCCAUCUUUUGCAGAAUCAGCUGGUCAGGGCAGACCCCCUGUGCAACGUGGUUGCCACGAAGCUGGAGGCGGCGCAGGAGCACUUUAAGGGAACUGCCAGCUAACUGUGAAUGGUGCCAGCAGUGCUGGCGACCUGGUCCCGCGGUCCUACACAGCGACGCCCUGCUGCUUCCUUCCGAGAGUGCAGUUCUUGUUGUUUACAGUUGA
Chlorella variabilis is the source of this 1440-nucleotide messenger RNA. RefSeq lists its product as hypothetical. Gene Ontology annotation, biological process: protein farnesylation. Lineage: Eukaryota; Viridiplantae; Chlorophyta; Trebouxiophyceae; Chlorellales; Chlorellaceae. Bases 1 to 1440 code for a protein of 479 amino acids. Gene Ontology annotation, molecular function: protein farnesyltransferase activity. Gene Ontology annotation, cellular component: protein farnesyltransferase complex. The record is from RefSeq and is a predicted model, not a curated record. The transcript has 12 exons.